Oikopleura dioica is the source of this 357-nucleotide messenger RNA. Lineage: Eukaryota; Metazoa; Chordata; Appendicularia; Copelata; Oikopleuridae. The record is from the annotation of a GenBank genome assembly.
AUGGAAAGUUUUGCAGUGUUAGGGUCGGAUUCAGAGGAUGAAAUGACUAAUAAACCGGAGUAUAUUCAAGCAUUGCGGGAUGUGCAGACUUUUGACGGAACGAUAAGUUUGUCCGUGGCAGAUCUUCCUCGCUUUCCUCCCGGACACAAGCCGAUUCCCAACCCUCAACAGAUACAAACAGCAACUCCGUCGCCUAAAAACACUCCGACAAUCCAGGCGAGCGAGAGCGGAAACUCUCGAAAGCUCUCGCACGAGAAUCAGCCCAACAAUCAGCUCAGUACCAAUCAGCCAAGUCAAAUGCCAAAAUCUGUCAGUAAUAAUACGACCCAGCCAGUAGUGCCAACUUCAACUGCAUGA